This is a messenger RNA of Lates calcarifer (barramundi perch), 5028 nucleotides long. RefSeq names its product calpain 3a, (p94) (gene capn3a). The coding region runs from base 1104 to 3245 and encodes 713 amino acids. Gene Ontology annotation, cellular component: cytoplasm. The transcript is spliced from 20 exons. Lineage: Eukaryota; Metazoa; Chordata; Actinopteri; Centropomidae. Gene Ontology annotation, biological process: negative regulation of apoptotic process; proteolysis. Gene Ontology annotation, molecular function: calcium ion binding; calcium-dependent cysteine-type endopeptidase activity. The record is from RefSeq and is a predicted model, not a curated record.
AUUAACACAAAUGUCUAAUAGGAUAAAAUGAUGACGUAAUGGCAUUUCAUAUCCAAAAGGUCAAAGGUCAGCUUCACUGUGACAUCACUGAACACUUCUUUUCAUUAUUCAACACUAUAACUCAAAAACAAAAAGAGAUUGUCACCAUAUUCCUGCAACGUAGCAUACAACCACAAGUUGGUAAUUGUAGUUUAGUAUUGUGUUAGCAAGCAAGUAAGAAAACUUAAGUAAUGUACUUCUUACAACAAAAGUUACAAACUGCUUUAGAGGAAAAUGAAAUGAGAUCAGACAGAGAAAACAAAAUACAAGGAAACGUGUAUAAUCGAUAAAGUUAUAAAACAUCUAGAGGAGCCAGCAGCAAAUUGACAGUAAUUUUGAUGCCUGAAAUCGUUACGUAUUAUGUGUUUUUUUCCAGAAUUAAAUUCAUAUUUAAAAGGAAGACCCACCUCUGAAGCAGCAUAUAGACCAUCAUGUGUGACUGAAAGUUAUGAUUGUCUCACUAUUAGCUGCUCUGUGGUGAUCAUCUAUACUGUUAAACAAAAGCCAAAACAUUGGAUUGAAGUUGUUCUUUUCCAACCAGUACUAAAAAUGGAUGAUACUCCUCUUCAUAGCAUUAUCCUGCUCUAGUUAUGCUGAGACUGCUCAAUGCUGAGCUCCAUUGAGAAUAGGUUUAAAGGGGUUGAAUGCCUUCUGCUGAGGCAAGGCAUCUAACGACCACUCUUUACAUGCCCUCUGGCGCGGCCCGCUGGCCUUUGUGUCACCCAACAAUGAUGGCACCGCAGCACCACAGCCAGGGAGAGAUCAUUGUUCAGUACGACCAAUGGGAACGCAACAAAUAGACGUUUAUGUGAUGUGUGAGUUUCUGUGCAUAUGCGUGUGUGUAUGUGCAUGGUAACGCAAAGGUGAAUACAUGUGGAGUGAAUGUUUCUUUCACAUCAAGCCUUUGCAUCUACUCUGUGACGAAGGGAAGGGGGACGUCACACAAAGAAAGAGCCAAUCAGACAUUAGCUGUUUGGAUUUAUGCCAGGGUUUUUACGCUUGUAAGACUUUAGUACAAGUGGCAAAAGCCAGUUUUUUAAAAAAAAAAAGUCAGCUGAGACGAGAUGCCCUAUACACCGUCUGGCUUUUUCUGCGACCGGCUGAUCCGGGAACGAGAGAGGAGAGACGGGGAAGGGUCUCUGAACAAGCCCCUCCGCUUCAACGGCCAGGACUUCAACACCCUGAGACAGGAGUACCUUCAGAGGAAGAACCUGUUUGAGGAUGAAUCUUUCCCAGCCACUGUGGAGUCUUUGGGCUUCAAGGAGCUCGGACACAAGUCCAACAAGGUCAAGAACAUCGUCUGGAAGAGGCCCAAGGAAAUCUGUGAGAAUCCUCAGUUCAUUGUUGGAGGAGCCAGUAGGACAGACAUCUGCCAGGGAGAUCUUGGUGACUGCUGGUUGCUGGCUGCCAUCGCCUGUCUCACCCUGAAUGAGAAGCUUCUCUACCGUGUUGUUCCUCAGGAGCAAAGCUUCUCAGAGGGCUAUGCCGGCAUCUUCCACUUCCAGUUCUGGCGUUAUGGCGACUGGGUCGAUGUCGUUAUUGACGACCGCAUCCCCACCUUCAACAACCAGCUGGUCUUCACCAAGUCCGCCGAGAGGAACGAGUUCUGGAGUGCCCUGCUGGAGAAGGCCUACGCCAAGCUGCAUGGCUCCUACGAGGCCCUGAAGGGUGGAAACACCACCGAGGCCAUGGAAGAUUUCACUGGUGGAGUCACUGAAUUCUAUGAGAUGAAGGAAGCUCCCAAAGAGCUCUACAAGAUCAUGAAGAAAGCUCUGGAGAGAGGCUCCCUCAUGGGAUGCUCUAUUGAUUCCCUGGUUCCUGCUCGCUUUGAGACUCGCACUGUGACGGGACUUGUGAAGGGUCAUGCCUACUCUGUGACGGCAGUGGAAGAGUGUAAACCAUCUCAGCACAAGGAGUCUAAAGUUCGUCUGGUGCGUCUCAGGAACCCAUGGGGUCAAGUGGAAUGGAACGGACCCUGGAGUGACAACUCUAAGGAGUGGGCCACACUGUCAAAGGCUGAAAAAGAGAAGCUACAGCACCAGAGCGCUGAGGAUGGAGAGUUCUGGAUGUCAUUCGAGGAUUUCAAGAAGAACUACACCAAGAUCGAGAUCUGUAACCUCACCCCUGAUGCCCUGGAGGACGAUAAGAUCCACAAGUGGACGGUUUCUGUGAACGAGGGCCGCUGGGUGAGAGGCUGCUCCGCCGGAGGCUGCAGGAAUUACCCAGACACUUUCUGGACCAACCCUCAGUACCGCCUCCGUUUGCUGGAGGAGGACGAUGAUCCCGAGGAAAACGAUGUGGGCUGCACCUUCGUGGUGGCUCUGAUGCAGAAGAACAGGCGGAAAGAGCGGAAGAUGGGAGCCAACCUCUUCACCAUCGGAUUCGCUAUUUACGAGGUGCCUGGUUUGAUGCAUGGGAACAAGCAGCACAUGCAGAAGGACUUCUUCCUGUUCAACUCCUCCAAGGCUCGCUGCAAGUCCUACAUCAACCUGCGCGAAGUGACCCAGCGCUUCUGCCUGAGCCCCGGAGAGUACGUCAUCGUCCCCUCCACGUACGAGCCGCACCAGGAGGGAGAGUUCAUCCUGCGAGUUUUCUCUGAAAAGAAGAACACCUCAGAGGAGAUAGAGAACAGGAUCGAGGCUGACCAUCCAGUGCCGGCGCCAGCCUCAGCGGGGGAAGAGAGCGAGGAGGAUCAGCAGUUCAGGACUAUUUUUCAGGAGAUAGCUGGAGAUGACAUGGAAAUCACAGCCAACGAACUGAAAAAUGUUCUCAACAGAGUGAUCACCAAACAUAAGGACCUGAACACAGAGGGCUUCAGUCUGGAGAGCUGCAGGAGCAUGAUUGCUCUGAUGGACAUGGAUGGGACAGGUCGACUCAAUCUUCAGGAGUUCAGACAUCUGUGGAAUAAGAUCAAACAAUGGCAGGGAAUCUUUAAACACUAUAACGCUGACCAGUCUGGUAGCAUCAACAGUUACGAGAUGAGGAAUGCCGUCAAUGAUGCAGGCUUCCGUCUCAACAACCAGCUGUACGACAUCAUCACCAUGCGCUACGCAAACGAGAACAUGAACAUCGACUUUGACAGCUUCAUCAGCUGUCUGGUUCGACUCGAAGCCAUGUUCAGGGCGUUCCAGGCCUUUGACCAGGACGGAGAUGGUACAAUCAGACUCAGUGUCCUGGAGUGGCUCCAGUUGACCAUGUACGCCUAGAAAGGCCCAUCUUCUCCCAGGUGAGCUCCACUCCACACGAGGACCAGACCUGCCAGCCUUUACCUCAAUAUUCAGUGUGCCCGACCGCCAUUAGCGCUCAUCCACCUCACCUCCAGCCUUAACGCCCCUGAGUCCCAACAGCUCUGCUCUUUCUACUCCAAAAUGUUCCACAAGCUUCUUCCAUUUUAUCUUUUCCAUUUCUCUCUUUCUACAGUAGGUCUCAGACCUUUUUUUGCAUUUCCUUCUCUUCCUUUGUCCUCCCAUUAUCAUCAAAAUAUCAGUCUUCUUUCAGUUAUCAGCUUUGUUUUUUUUUUUUUUUUUAAAUACACACCCUAACCUUGUACCGUACUUUUCUCAGGCAUCAAACACACACAACCUCCUUUUUUUCUGUCACAAUACCUCACAGUAACUCAGUAAUCUGUACUAGUUUACUGUUCAUCUCUCUUGACUGAUAUCUGCUUCUUUAACCAUCCCCCCUCCCGUCUUAUCUACUUCCUCUCCUUCUGUUAUAAACUGAGCGCAAAGGCAUUUUUCCUGUAUCCAUUCCAGUGAACUGGGCUCUCUGGUGGACAAUGAAUAAACUUGUGAAUCACUCCUACACCUGUUACAUUUCUGAUAACAAUUUCUAACAGAUUUCUGGGCCUCCUAAACAAACUCUGCCCUGACCCUGUUUUAUUGUUGUCAAUAAAAUAAUACUCCUGGAUUUAUUGUUGGCCUAGAGUAAUACGUUAGUGUGUUUCACCCCCACUAGCAACUAAUUCUGGGUAUGAGCCGUCUUGUGUGCUCCAGCCCUGUGGAUAGCGCUCCCUGGUGGACAAACUCAGGCUUCUUCUGUUCAUCCAGCUACAAUGAAUUCAACCUUUCCACCCCCAAUGGCAACUGUCCAGUCUGCCAGUCAUUCAGCUCUGCAUGUGGACAGAUGAGACUCAAAAACAAAACUGUGGAGCCGACAAGUUUUUUUUUCUUAUUUGAUUUGAAAGAAUAUGGCUGAGGGGUUGGACUGCAGAUUUUUGUGAUUUUUUUCCUAUUAAGGCUUUGGUCUAAUGAGUGUACUGCAUUUUUAACCAUUUUAAGCAAAUAAAUAAAUAAAUGUGUAGUUAUUGGUUUGACUGCGUUACCAGUAGUUUUGAUGUGAAAUUGUGGUAUUUUCUGAUCUUAAAAUGUGAUUCAUAUUUUGGCAAAAACACCAUAAAGAAGACACAGAAAACUGUUCUAUAACGUUGCAAUAUUUUUUUUAUUAUUAAUUACAAUUUCUUAGAUUGCACUUCCAUAAAAAAUAUCUUGUCACAACUUUGAUAAAAGAAGAAACUCAGGAAUGCCAGGUAAGAGGUGAACUGCACGCUUUCCUCAGUUGUAAAUAACUAAUGGGUGAGGAGAGUUUGGAAGAUGGCGGCCAUGAGAACGUCAGGUUAACAAAUACGACCAAGAGAGCUGAAACCACACAAAGUCUGCCAAAGAGAGCAUCAACUGGGCUUUUACGCUGAUUAAAACUGGUUGAAUAUGCCCUUAUAAAAGUGGCUUUGUGUUACCAACUUGCCUGUGUUUGAGUGUUUGAGGGGGUGAGGUAUGGCAUGGGAGAUGAAUCCUAGUUCUUUCCUUCAAGCUCUUCCAUCAAACACCUCCUCUAAACAUCCUUCACCUCCACACUUCUUUAGAAAACUAUCAUCACUGUGGAAAAACACAGUUCCGGUGCCUUCUCCUCGAUGCUCCAAAUAUAAAAUAAAUUUAAAAAAAACAAAAACAAAAAAAAAACAGCUAUUUGCGAGGAGGAAAUCGCAUUAUA